AUCACAGCCAACAAUCACACACACACACACACUUCAACCUUCUCUCUCUACAAUGGAAUGGAAAAGAGGCCCAAUAAUCGGCCGGGGAUCUUCCGCCACCGUCUCCGUCGCCACCACCUCCUCCGGCGACCUCUUCGCCGUCAAAUCCACCGACCUCUCCACCUCACAAUUCCUACAAAAAGAACAACACUUUCUAUCCCAAUUAUCCUCCAAAAACAUAAUCAAAUACAUGGGAUUUGACAUCAAUUAUCACCACAACAAACCCACGUAUAAUCUCUUCAUGGAGUAUGCCACCGGCGGCACAAUCUCCGACAUGAUCAAGAAACUUGGAGGGUCACUUGAUGAUUGUUUGAUCCGGUUUUAUACUCAUCAAGUUCUACUCGGGUUGGAUUAUCUUCAUAAUAAUAAUAUUGUGCAUUGUGAUAUUAAAUGCCAGAAUUUAUUAAUAUGUGAAGAGGGUGUGAAAAUUGGUGAUUUGGGGUGUGCAAAGUUUGCGGAAAAUGAUGUUGGAAAAAGAGAUUUUAAAUUUUCCGGUACACCGGUUUUUAUGGCGCCGGAGGUUGCAAGAGGUGAAGAACAGGGGUUUCCGGCUGAUGUAUGGGCUCUUGGGUGUUCGGUGAUUGAAAUGGCAACCGGGUUUAACGCAUGGCCGGAGGUUAAUGAUCCGGUUUCUGGUUUGUAUAGAAUUGGAUAUUCCGGUGACGUGCCGGAGAUUCCUAAGUGUUUGCCGGAGGAUGGCAAAGAUUUUUUGGCUAAGUGUUUGAAGAAAGAUGCUAAAGAAAGGUGGAUAGUUAAAGAACUUUUGCAACACCCAUUUGUUAGGAGUUUGAAUUUGAGUUGUGAAACUAGAGAUUCUCCUACAAGUAUAUUGGAUCAAGGUUUUUGGGAAUCUUUACCGGUGUCGGAUGCUUCCCCGGUAGUGACCCGGGUGGUUGGUUUCUCUGGUGAGGGUCCGGUGGAGAGGAUAAGGCAAUUGGUUGAAGCUACUCCUUCGAGUUCGGGUUUGCCCGAUUGGGACGAUGAAGAUGAGUGGAUCGCGGUUAGGAGUAAUCGGAUCGAGGAAAUGAAUGUUGAAUAUGGCGAUUUUACGUUUUCGGAUUCGAAUGUAGAUGAUGUAGAAGAGAUUGAAAGCUUAGUUGUAGAUGAAGAUUAUAUGAGUUUAGAGUAUUCUAGUUCAUCAAGAGUUCUUGAUUUUGAUCACAUUAUUAUUAGUAAUAAAGAAUUAUUUUGCAAAUAAUAGAUUUCAUUCUUUUGUGUUU
Molecule: messenger RNA, 1259 nt
Organism: Helianthus annuus (common sunflower)
Lineage: Eukaryota; Viridiplantae; Streptophyta; Magnoliopsida; Asterales; Asteraceae
Product: mitogen-activated protein kinase kinase kinase 18
Exons: 1
Coding region: 53-1237 (394 amino acids)
Biological process (GO): protein phosphorylation
Molecular function (GO): ATP binding; protein kinase activity
Source: RefSeq, a predicted model, not a curated record